Laccaria bicolor S238N-H82 is the source of this 1431-nucleotide messenger RNA. RefSeq lists its product as uncharacterized. NCBI's taxonomy places the organism in Eukaryota, Fungi, Basidiomycota, Agaricomycetes, Agaricales, Hydnangiaceae. The coding region runs from base 1 to 1431 and encodes 476 amino acids. The transcript has 8 exons. The record is from RefSeq and is a predicted model, not a curated record.
AUGCUCGGAAAAGCUUCGGACAUUCACCGGAAAAUUUGCUGCAUUUCAAAGCAGAAAAAUAUCUGUUCUGCAUACCCUCAGUCCGACGGAGUCCGGCCGGAGUCCGCUCGGAAAAGCAGUGGCAGCGUAAAGACCUCCCAAGCAGCCUGGUGGAUCCAGUCCACCCAAAGGUGGUCUGUAUAUAGUGCUCCAGGAGGACCUAUUGCGCCAUCGUCUAUUCCUCCUGUCAAUGGUCCUGCACCUACUGGUGCUCAAGGAGUUCCUGCACCAUACUCUCAGCCACCCACUGGCAGCAAUGUGCCAGGAGGACCUCUUCCUCCUCCAGCAUCAUCAUCUCUCCCCCCCGUCAAUGGUCCUGCGCCUACUGGAGCUAUAGGAGGACCUGCGCCAUACUCUCCGCUACCCACCAACAGCAACGCCCCAACUGAUCCUAAAACUCAGGGAGGACCUGUCACUCCUCCCGCGUCAUUGACUAUCUCUAUUGUCAACAGUCCUGCACCCACUGGAGCUCAAGGAGGUCCCACAACAUACUCUCAACCACCCACUGGCGGCAACGCACUAGGAGGGCCUCUUCCUCCUCUGGCAUCAUCGUCUCUCCCUCCCAUCAAUGGUCCUGCGCCUACUGGAAUUCAGGGAGGUCCUGUGACAUCUUCGCCACCCACUGGCAGUAACACCCCAACUGAUCCUAAAUUUCAGGGAGGACCUGUCGCUCCUCCCGCAUCAUUGAAUCUCAACGAGGUCCCAUCCUCGUCUCUCCCUCCCGUCAAUGGUCCUGCACCUACUGGAACUCAGGGAGGUCCUGCGACAUCUCCCCCACCCACUGGCAGCAAUGCUCCGACUGAUCCUAAAAUUCAGGGAGGACCUGUCACUCCUCCUGCGUCAUUGACCGUCCCUCUUGUCAACGGUCCUGCACCCACUGGAGCUCAAGGCGGUCCCACAACAUACUCUUCCCCAUUGACUAAUGGCACAGUUGCUCCCGCACCGAAUUACUCUGCAGGACCCGCCAUUCCUUCCGUCGCUCCUACCAUUCCACAUAUCUUUGGACCAGUCUUGGUCCAAACUGGUUACAACCAGUUCAAGACCGGUUUUUCAGCUAAAUAUGCCAUAAAUUUUGCAAUUCUUUUAAACGAGUGCAAGAACGUGCGUUUUGAAGGGCUAUUAUUCUUGGGACUGGACUUCCAAGCACUAGUUCCACAGGGCAACAACACCCCUUCCAUGUCCCCAGCGGGAUCAGUUGUUAAAGGGACAGGUGUUCCACAGGAGGAGUGCACUUCUACGCUUCCUCCCAAGGGUCCCGCUCCAGCUGCUACUCCAUCAGUUUUUUAUUCCUUACUUUCUAAGCGCUUUCUGACGUGGCUUUUCGAACAGAUCUACGUAUACGUAUUGAACAUGAACGUGUUGAACAUUGAUCUCUCCAGCUCCGAAUUGUAG